Coccidioides posadasii C735 delta SOWgp is the source of this 1521-nucleotide messenger RNA. RefSeq lists its product as uncharacterized. Gene Ontology annotation, molecular function: zinc ion transmembrane transporter activity. Gene Ontology annotation, cellular component: fungal-type vacuole membrane. Gene Ontology annotation, biological process: zinc ion transmembrane transport. The record is from RefSeq and is a predicted model, not a curated record. NCBI's taxonomy places the organism in Eukaryota, Fungi, Ascomycota, Eurotiomycetes, Onygenales, Onygenaceae.
AUGGGGCUUGAUAAUGACACCCGGGGAUGGGUUAUGAGCUGUGUCAGUGGCGUCGCCUGCGUACUGGGGUCGACCAUCAUAUGCGUGGACAUCGUUGCUCGAAAUUGGUUUGGGAAGAGGAAUUUUCAGAUCUCGGAUAGCGAUGUAUUUCUCUCAUCGUCUAUGAGCUUGAGUGCAGGUGUUCUGUUAUUCACUUCGCUCUUCAGCAUGUUACCGACGUCAAAAGAGUACCUUAUCCGCGCGGGCUAUUCCUCCGGCAUGGCUGCAUUCAUGUUAAUAGGGCUGUUUCUCCUCGGGGUUAUUGUGAUCAAAAUCGUGUCUGGCUGGAUUCACAGCCAUAUACCUUCUCAUGUGGUUGCCUGUGCCCACACUCAUGAAGAAGAUGGAAAAAUUGACGACGUCCCUAGACCAGCAAAUGGAACCUCUGUUAUCCCUGACGAACCUGCCACAGAGCGUACGCCACUGAUAACAGCAUCCGAGAACACAAGUUCGGCGACUACCCCUGCUCAUCAGCCAGUGCCACAUGCUGAACCUACAAAGCCCCAUGCAUCUUUUAUCAGAUCUAUCUUGUCGGGCCCAAUUAGUGGCUUAGUUGGUGUUCGGAAAGCUGCAUGCGACAAUACUGGUCCCUGCUACGGUUUUUCUCAAGCUUGUGGCCAAGAGUGUAUGACAAUCACGCAACACAGGGAUCAAGAGGCUGCUGGGGUUCCUGGCCGGCCUGACGCUCUCCGCUAUCGCAGUUCCUCUGGGCCCCUACCCCUAGAGAACUCUCGAAUGCCGGAAAUAGUUGCCGAAUCAGUCGCUAUGCAGCCAGAUGUUGACAAAGGCGUAGUCGACGAAGCACGUAGUAUUCACUCAUCUCAUACAACCGAUAUGAUGAGCGGCGAACCGCUUCAACAUUCUCCCGGCCAUGACGAUGUUCUUGGAACUGACCAAAGAACCCCGGCUCUCGGCUCCACGACAGCAUAUUCGCCUUUGCCCCCUCCUUCAAAAGAACAUCAUCACCAUGUUCCCCAAAAUGCCUUUUUAUCCAUUGGGCUGCAGACCUCACUUGCCAUAGCACUACACAAACUCCCUGAAGGUUUUAUCACAUAUGCAACCAACCACACAAACCCUACACUCGGCUGGUCAGUUUUUAUCGCGCUUUUUAUUCACAACAUUACUGAAGGAUUUGCGAUGGCGUUGCCACUCUAUCUCGCCCUAAAAUCAAGAUUAAAGGCCGUGGUUUGGUCUAGCCUCUUAGGUGGCGUAAGCCAGCCGGCUGGCGCUGGACUAGCUGCGCUGUGGGUUUGGGGCGCACGGAGAGCGAACGGACCCGUGCCAGGAGACAUAGAAGACCCGAAUGGUGCAUCUUGGGCAGUCUAUGGGGGUAUGUUUGCCGCGACUGCCGGUGUAAUGACGAACGUUUCUCUGCAAUUAUUUUCCGAGGGGUUGGUACUAUCACACAAUCAAAAUUUGUGCAUUGGGUUUGCGAUUGCUGGAAUGGGAAUUCUCGGCCUUAGUUUUGCAUUGACGGCUUGA